AUGCUGGUACUGUUCGAGACCGCGGCGGGUUACGCCAUAUUUAAGGUCCUGGAUGAGAGCAAGUUACAGGAAGUAGAUAGUAUAUGGAAAGAAUUUGAAACUCCAGAGAAGGCCAACAAAGUAGUUAAGCUUAAACACUUUGAAAAGUUUCAGGACACAACAGAAGCAUUGGCUGCUGCCACUGCCCUGGUUGAGGGCAAGAUCAGCAAAAACUUGAAAAAAGUCCUUAAAAAAAUAGCUGCAAAGGAAGCACAUGAGCAACUAGCAAUUGCGGAUGCCAAGCUUGGAGGCGUUAUAAAGGACAAAGUGAACCUAAGCUGUGUGCACAAUACAAUGGUGGCAGAGCUGAUGAGAGGUAUCCGCAACCAGAUUGAUGGCCUCGUUGCAGGGCUUUCUACCAGGGAAAUGUCUGCAAUGUCUCUUGGUUUGGCCCACAGUCUUUCUCGAUACAAACUCAAGUUCAGUCCAGACAAAGUGGAUACAAUGAUUGUACAAGCCAUAUCUCUUCUGGAUGAUUUGGAUAAAGAGUUGAACAAUUACAUAAUGCGUUGCCGAGAAUGGUAUGGUUGGCACUUCCCUGAGCUUGGCAAAAUAAUCACAGAUAAUCUGGCAUACUGCAAAUGUGUUUGUGCUGUUGGUGAUAGAGUGAAUUUUGCUACAUUUGACCUCUCCGAGUAUCUGCCAGAGGAGGUAGAGGCAGAAGUUAAAGCUGCUGCUGAAAUUUCUAUGGGUACUGAAGUAUCUGAGGAGGAUAUAAACAACAUUCUACAUUUGUGUGACCAGGUGAUUGAGAUUUCAGAGUACAGAACACAGCUUUAUGAUUAUCUCAAGAACAGAAUGAUGGCGAUAGCCCCUAACCUUACAGUGUUAGUAGGAGAGUUAGUAGGUGCCAGACUUAUUGCUCAUGCAGGUUCCCUUCUAAAUCUGGCAAAACACCCGGCUUCUACUGUGCAGAUCUUGGGAGCAGAAAAGGCAUUGUUUAGAGCACUGAAGACCAAAAAGGACACUCCUAAAUAUGGUCUUAUUUACCAUGCUUCCCUAGUUGGACAGACUACGCCUAAGAAUAAGGGAAAGAUAUCCCGUAUGCUGGCAGCCAAGGCUGCUCUUGCUAUCAGAUAUGAUGCUCUUGGGGAGGACACAAAUGCUCAGCUGGGGGCAGAGACUAGAGCAAAAUUGGAAGCACGUCUUCGAAAUCUGGAGGAGAAAGGGCUGAGAAGAAUAAGUGGCACUGGAAAAGCACUUGCCAGGGCAGACAAAUAUCAGCACAAAAGUGAAGUGAGGACCUAUGACCCAUCGGGGGAUUCAACUUUGCCAUCUGUCCCCAAGAAGCGAAAGUUUGAGGAGGUUGAGCAAGAGGAGCAGCCAGUUGCGGUCAAAGAGAAAAAAGCAAAGAAACCCAAAAUAAUGGAGAUAGAAGCAGAAGAAGAACCAGAAGAAGUUGAGAAAACCCCAAAGAAAAAAAAGAAGAAAAGUAAAGUGAAAGUAGAAGAGGAAGAACAAGCAGAGGAAGAACCUUCAACUAGCACAGCUGAGCCUUCCAAAAAGAAGAAGAAGAAAAAGAAGGUGAAGCAAGAGGAGGAAGAGGAAGAUUAA
Molecule: messenger RNA, 1593 nt
Organism: Staurois parvus
Lineage: Eukaryota; Metazoa; Chordata; Amphibia; Anura; Ranidae
Source: the annotation of a GenBank genome assembly